CCGCAGCUAUACUUCGAUUCUUCUGAUUCGACCACUGUCCACUCUGCUGGCGAUAUACCUCGAAUAUGUGGUCAUGCCGGACAGGGUGGCAUUUGAGUGGAGAUAGGUUUGCAGAAGUUCUUCUGCUAAUUUACUUACAGCAUGUCGGAUGAAUCUGACCGCAGUACUUGGCACCCAUGGGUACGCUUUUUUCCUUUAAACACCACGUUCGGUGCUCCCCGCCUUUUGCACCUGGCAAAGUAUCCCAGAAAAUCAGGUCGUAAGAAUGUCCCACUCACUUCCGGCUGUGGCCUUUGUUCUCGCUUCGCAGUCCCUCGUGGUUGCAGCCAACAAUGUGUACCUGCGGGAAUCAGUAUUUAUCCUCGCCCGCGAUGACGGGAAUGGCGGUAGUUCAUCUAGCACCACCUCUAGCACCACCACCUCCAGCACCACCAGCACCACCUCCACCACCUCCAGCUCCAGCUCCAGUUCUAGCUCCACCACAUCCAGCUCCAGCUCUUCCACAUCCAGCUCCAGCUCUACAACAUCUAGCUCCAGCUCUACAACAACUACCAGCUCUAGCUCUACAAGUACGACUCAGUCCAGCUCCAGCUCUACAACUACCACUACAGGCACGCUCACUAGCUUUGACUCAAGUUAUACAAGCAGCACGAGCUUCAGUUCCUCACGUUCAGCCCAGAACAACGAUGGCUCGACUUCAACUGCCAGUCAAGGACUUAGCACUGCAGCGCGCACCGGUCUAGCAUUUGGAAUAAUGUUUUCCUUAAUAUUUUGUGCGAUGCUGGUUUGUUACUUGAGGAGACGAUCUCGUAGGGCUCGGGAGAACGUCAAUCACGGACCUGCCGUUCUGUCGUCAGAAGUCAGUCAAUACCGUCCCCCUGAUUCCGUUACAUCUCGAGAAAGAGAACUUCCUCCACCACCUCGGCCGGAUACUGCGUAUCCGAAUUCACCUGACGCCUCGCACUCUCCGCCCCUUUCGGCCGUCUCAAGCGCCUUUCCCUUGUUGAGCGACGAUCCGCGUCUCGAUUCACGCCCUGUAUCUGCUUGGAACCGCUACAGCGCAUUGUCACAGGCAACAUAUACUCAGCCAAUGACUACGCAAGAUGCGCCUACUCUCCCAAAUCCCUACGAUCCAUUCUCAGCAUCCACCCGCUCUGCGUCCUAUAUAUCCACGGCCUCUUCCCCAACACAUACAAUGCUCUAUGGCGCUACUCUCACGAGUCCGUAUGAGGCAUUCUCAGCACCCACCCGCUCUGCGUCGCAUGCAUCCACAGUCUCUUCUCCAACACAAUCGAUACCCUACGGUGCUUCGGUUCCCGCGAGUGCUGCAACGAGCACUUCCGCUGCCCCGGAUUUGACUCUGCACCAGAAGCAACUCGAACUUGACCACGAGAAGCGGAGUCUUGAUGUUCAAGAACCGCAGGACCCUCCACCACAAUAUUCUUCUUGAGUGUACAUCACGGACUAUAUUGUAUUCCAGCUCUUCCGUAUUUUGGACUAUUUCUUCAAAUGCUCUGAUAAAUACUCGAUCGAGGCCUCAACCUCGUUCCUAGGUACUCGUUGUUACUUAAGGCACAUUCUCCUGUUGUUUUACCUUGCUGAUCUGUCGUAUUCUGUUUAAGCUUGGUAUCCCUUGGUCUAUCCUUCUUUUCCCAAGCAAUCGCAAUCUUACUUGGGCGAGUUCUCUCAGCUCAAAAUCGAAUCCCCACAUAGUCGA
This is a messenger RNA of Suillus paluster, 1717 nucleotides long. RefSeq lists its product as uncharacterized. The transcript has 4 exons. The record is from RefSeq and is a predicted model, not a curated record. Bases 266 to 1450 code for a protein of 394 amino acids. Lineage: Eukaryota; Fungi; Basidiomycota; Agaricomycetes; Boletales; Suillaceae.